AUGGCGUCAGCUGGAAAUGGAGGCAAGGAGAGGAGGAAGAAAAACUUUUCAAAGGAGGAGAAGUCUAUUAUAAUUGCUGGAAUAGCCAAAUAUUAUAAGAACCUCCAUGGUGCCCACAGUUCCCAGACCAGCAAGGCACGGAAGAAGGAGAUCCUUGAGGAGAUCACCCUACAGGUCAAUGCCGUAGGGAAUAAGACCAGGACCCCUGAUGAUGUGAGCAAAAAAAUCAAUGACCUGAGACUGCCCGGCCAACCUGAAAUAAUGAAAUCUCCAUCAAUGGAAGAUAAUAUAAUUAGAUGGAGACUGUCUGAGCAAUGGGGAAAAAUCACCGGAUUCCAAAUGAAUAUCUCAGCCUGGAGGGAUUACAACGUGUCCUUUGCUGUGGAUGAAUCUCUCCAUUUUCCACCCAAUGUGACGGAAUAUAAAAUCCCCCUCCAGUAUGGAACCAACUACACCAUCGCCCUCCGAGGGUUCACAUCAGCCGGAGCCGGGGAGGUCACAACACAGAUCAUUGAAAAUGAUAUUGGAGAUCCUCCGCUUCACAUGGAGAAGACAAUGAAUGAUGACACUUUACAGCUCCACCCGGUUCUCAAUCUGAACGGACCAAUCAGAUCUUAUGAAAUAAUUGUCUUUGGCGGUAAGGAAGACAAUUCAACAAAGGAGUGUCUGACUUUCACAACCACCCCGUACAACUCCAGCUGGACUCUGAGCCGUUAUACCGCGGCUGUCCUUCCUGCAGAGACCCUCACAGGACCCAGAACCUUCACCCUGGGGGAUGACCACCAUUAUAAUGGGUUCCACAAUGCUCCUCUUAUCCCCAACAUCAACUACACCGUCUACAUUCGGGUCACCAGCCGCUGGAAUCACGUGGAGAAAUCAUCCUGUGCUUUUGCGGGGUUCCUUCAAAAGCCGGCGAGCAGCAACACUCACAUCAUUGCGGGGUCCAUAGCCGCUGUCAUUUUAUUACUCAUCCUUCUUCUCAUGGUGAUCCUAUGGAAGAGCCGCUCUUCAAGUAAAUCGAGACGUUCAUCUAACAUCCCAUUGAAGGUUCAAACUGGAAUAGGGAAGAAGAGAGACAUCCCUGUAGAUAAGUUCCUGGAAGUUGUGAAAAGUUUCCGGAAGACGGAAUUAGCGGACAAUGAUGAAGAUGAAGAAGAGAACGCAAACAUCUCCCCGGUUGGACGGUACAUGGAGUACCAGGAUCUUCCCGGGGGGUUCGGGAACCCCUGUACUGCUGGUCAGGCUGAAGAGAACCAAGCUAAGAAUCGCUACAAAAAGGUCUUACCGUAUGAUGAUUCUCGGGUGGUGCUGAGGUCCGGUCCCUCCAGAUCAGAUUAUAUAAAUGCCUCCUACAUUAACGGAUACAAAGCUCCAAAAUUAUACAUAGCAACUCAAGGUCCCCUUCCUGAGACUCUGGCAGACUUCUGGAGCAUGGUGUGGCAGGAGAACAGUUCCGUCAUUGUGAUGCUGACAGGACUGCAGGAAAAGAACAAGGUAAAAUGUGAAUGCUACUGGCCAGAGCAGAGCCACACCUACGGUGACAUCACAGUGUCUGUCCAGAAAAUCAUCCAGACUGGAGCCAUCACCAUCCGCAGCUUCAGCUUGAAAAAGGUGCAGUCCGCGGUGCAGAUUACGGUGGAGCAUCUGCAGUACUUGCGCUGGCCAGACCACGGGGUGCCCAGGAACUCCUCAGAUCUGGUGCAGCUGAUAGAGCUGAUGAACAAAUGUAACACUCCGGGGUCCGGACCCGUUAUCGUACACUGCAGUGCUGGGAUUGGCAGAACGGGCACAUUCAUCGCACUGGAUAUUCUCCUGAAGAUGGCGCACGCGGUCAACAAAGUGAACGUCUAUAAUUGUGUGUCGGAGCUGCGGAAGAAGAGGGUGAAGAUGGUGCAGGAAAAGGAGCAGUACAUCUUCCUCUAUGACGCAUUGCUGGAAGGUCUCCUCUGUGGGAACACCAUCGUUCCGGUGUCGGACAUCCAGAAACACAUCGGUCACAUGAGAGUACGGGACGGCAGGACCAACAUAAGCGGAUAUGACAAGGAAUUUCAGGUAAUUUCUCAGAUGUGUUCAUUGACACCAGAAGUAUGA
Rana temporaria (common frog) is the source of this 2091-nucleotide messenger RNA. Its product is annotated as receptor-type tyrosine-protein phosphatase U-like. Gene Ontology annotation, biological process: protein dephosphorylation. Bases 1 to 2091 code for a protein of 696 amino acids. The transcript is spliced from 17 exons. Lineage: Eukaryota; Metazoa; Chordata; Amphibia; Anura; Ranidae. The record is from RefSeq and is a predicted model, not a curated record. Gene Ontology annotation, molecular function: protein binding; protein tyrosine phosphatase activity.